This is a messenger RNA of Phytophthora infestans T30-4, 1129 nucleotides long. RefSeq lists its product as uncharacterized. The transcript has 3 exons. NCBI's taxonomy places the organism in Eukaryota, Oomycota, Peronosporomycetes, Peronosporales, Peronosporaceae. The record is from RefSeq and is a predicted model, not a curated record. The coding region runs from base 50 to 1129 and encodes 359 amino acids.
CACCAAGCUCGGCUCAAGCCCGACUACUACGGCCCCCAAUUCACUCAAGAUGCUCAAGUCGUCUCUGCUCGCGAUCAUCAUGACGGCAGCUGCCACCACGUCAACAAGUGCCGUCACCUGCGCGGAUGGCGAUAAUCAGAUGAGUGUGGAGGGCGUUGAAGGUAUUUUCUGCGUGGCUGGAGACCCUUGCCUCGCCACCUUCAGCAUUGGCGCUUGUCCUCCAUCCCAAGAGGGUCUACCCUUUGGAUCCUACUGCGGCGUCGUCGCGUCCGGCGUCUACGGCUGCAAGACCUACACCAGCGCCGCGACGGAUAUCCCCACACCCGAGGUCACUACCGAAGCUCCAACGACGGAGCCCGAAACUGAGGCACCCACAACAGAGCCAAUGAAAACUGCUCCCGUUCCAAUCGCCCCGUACAGUAACUGCACGCUGGAGAGCACUGAAGCAAGCGUACAGGGUCUGGAAGGCGCCUUCUGCGUCAACGAGCCGAUCUGCGUGAAGCAGGUUUCCACGGGUAACUGCCCCGCUCCUCAGGACAGACUGCUGUUCGGCUCCUUUUGCGACCUGCUCCCGACGGGUGUCUAUGGCUCGACGCCGUAUACAGCGGACAACGUGCCGACUACCGCGACGUAUGAGGCUCCUUUGGAUUGCUCCAACAACCCUGCAGGAGACACGCCUGUGAGUAUCGUGAGUGCCAACCAAGACUUCUGCGCUUCGUCGCCGAUUUGCUCUGGUACUAUCUUCGGCAAUUGCCCCAAGAUUCAGGACGGACUAGUGCAAGACUCCGAGUGUAUGAUUAUCGAAACGGGCGUAUUUGGUAUGCUAUCCACGUCUCAACAAGCACGACCUCUUCAUCUUCUUCAAAAGUUCGUGCAAGGGCAAUUGCCUCUCAACGGACAGUCACACGAAGGACAGGUUCCUCCUCCAACUGCGUUUUUAUCAGCUUUGCCACCACACUUAGUGCACUGGCACUUACCAGCGGGACACUCACAUCCCAAGCACCCUCCAGUCGCAGCACGUUGGGCAGCAGCAAUACACCCACCACCACACACAACUAUCGCCGACGUGGCGGACUUGAUUGGAGGCUCGAUCUCGUUCGCGGCUCCAGCCUUGCUAGCGCAAACUUGA